Messenger RNA from Entelurus aequoreus (snake pipefish), 3897 nucleotides. RefSeq names its product protein shisa-8. Gene Ontology annotation, cellular component: postsynaptic density; AMPA glutamate receptor complex; postsynaptic membrane. Bases 441 to 1706 code for a protein of 421 amino acids. The transcript has 6 exons. The record is from RefSeq and is a predicted model, not a curated record. Gene Ontology annotation, biological process: regulation of AMPA receptor activity; regulation of short-term neuronal synaptic plasticity. Lineage: Eukaryota; Metazoa; Chordata; Actinopteri; Syngnathiformes; Syngnathidae.
GGGUCAAAGCUGCAAAAAGCCACCGGCCUGAAAGAAAAGGAAGAGCCGUGUUCACCUGUGGGUCUGCAAAGGAAAAUACUGUGAGGAGAUGCCCACCACCAAGAUAAAAGAGGGUACCCUCGUGCAGUGAUAUAGUUUCCCUUUUUGCCGUGGUCUGACCCGCUGGGGGGGUAGCAGCAUGUCUCAGGACUGAGGAGCCCUCCCAAGAUGGGCGCUCGGCACUCUGUGAAUUGCAGAAGAGUCCCCCUGCUUCUUUGGCGUAUCGUGUGACUUCCACGGGCUGGACUCUCCUUUAUUCGCCCCCGAACUGGAGACGCACACCACGAGGAUUCGGAUUUUGUUUACAACUGCUGGAUUCCCCCGAGGCUUUGUGAAAGGAGCAUUAAUGUUGGGUGUGGCUGUAACGAUUACACAUCGCUGAGGCAUCCCAAGCAUCCAAGAUGUCUUCCAACAUGUUGGUCAGCUUCUCAGUGGCCAUUUUUCUGGCUUUGACCUCGCUGGGUGGACUAAACCAUCAAGUUUUGGCCCAAGCUCCUCCAAAUAACCAGACGACUGAGCGAUCGGUGUUACCAGAGGCUGCACUGCCAACACCAACUCCAAACAAAGAGGACCAAACAGUCCCAGGUGGGGCCAACCGGUGCUGGGGUUACUACGACGUCAUGGGCCAGUGGGACCCGCCCUUCAACUGCAACGCUGGGAUCUAUAGCUUUUGCUGCGGUUCUUGCUUCUACCGCUUCUGCUGCCAAUUCAAAAUCCACAGUUUGGAUCAGACUUCCUGUUCCAACUAUGACACGCCUGUCUGGGCAAACACAGGGCGACCGGAGGACCCUGUCACUGAGGUUCAACCGGAGCCGGACCGCGACCAAACCCAUAUGAUCGUGUAUAUUAUCUGUGGCGUGGUGGCCAUCAUGGUGCUCAUCGGGAUUUUCACCAAGCUGGGGUUGGAGAAGAGCCAAGGAGGACAGACGGACAUGACCAAUUCCAGGACUUUGACAGAGCUGCUGAAGCAGCCAGGCGAGGCGGGGAUUAUGGACGGAACCGGAAUCCACCACCCUGUAGGGACCAACGGUAUCUCGGCCAGGGCGUUACGCUCCAACAACGAUCACAACCAUCUGAAUAAUGCAGCCUUGUCUCCCCUGGGACCUGCCAUGGCCUUGUCUCACCCUCACAACAACCUCGGCAUCGGCUUCAACAAGUAUUCCUCACUCAAGGGAGUGGACACAACUCCCAGAGAUUACUACAAGAGCUACCCCAUGGUGGACUACACCCACCGCCAGUCUCCUCCUACUUUCCAACCAAUCAACUUCCACCCGAAGGAAAAGUCCUUCCUCCCACCUCCCGACAUCCACGCACCGCUGGCCAUCACCAUCAACGCUUCCCAGAUCCCCAAACCCAAGAUCUCUAAAACCAACACCCACCCGCUCACGUCAGGCUCGGCCUUCAAAGCCUGGGACCCCAGUAAGAGCCACGCCCAGCGCCCUGCCGCGUCCCACAUGGGCCAGCAGCACCACCCCAUCCAGCUGCAGCACCACCAGCCGCUGCACCAGCCCAACAGCCGGCGCCAUGCCUACUCCAACAAGAGGCAGUUCAGCAUCGAGACGCUGCCCGAGCUCUUCUCCCAACCGCUGGCCUACGGCCACUCGCCGCAUGUGCACCCCAAGCACAAGGGACUUCCCACCAACAGCAAGACCGAGGUCACGGUUUGAACAUGAAGCGCCCAGAGAGAAAAGAAAUGCUCUUUUAUAUCCGCCGGGUUAACUGCAGGAGAGGCAAGCAAAUAUCGUUUUUUUGAACGGCCUUUUCCUUAUCAUUGUUGAUAACAACAACAUGGCUACUUUGUACAGCCAUUGGAACAAAACAGCCAGAGCAGACAAGCUGAGGUGUGGGCUAAAUCUUUGGUUCUCAGUGUGUUGGCACAGUUCUCAACUCCGCUCCCACCCAAGCCAUUCAGCAUGGCUCUAUAUCAAGAAACCCCACAAGAGAUCACUUUCCAGAGAGGCUGCUAGGGCAGGGAGAACCGUGGCUUCUAACCACCAGAGACCAUGCCGUGGUCUUAUUGGCUCCCUCUGGGGGGGUUUAGAGAACAGCCUGGAAAGUCACACCAGAGAGCAGGAUGGGGGUUCUUUGCAUGAAAUAAGAGGAAUGUGAACUGUACACACUCAGUGAGAGAGAGAACACACACUUGUCACAGAGGAUUUCUGGCAGCCUCGCAAACAAACAUGGAAUAUUGUUCUCUCAUCACACUGCCUCAAUAAAUAAGGGAAGAUCUCUCGUAGCAAACCUCAAUUCCAAGUCAACCCUCCCUUGUGUUCCGAAGGCUGAACGUACAGAAACCAAGUAGAAGUAUUCCAGUACGAAGGCAAAGAGUUGAAAAGAGUUGUUGUGUAUUCACGGCAUCGCAAAGGGGAAACUCGUUUACUGUAUUUUGCGGGUUACAGAGCACACAAGUCAUCAAGCCGCCCCCAGAAAAACAUUAUUUUACAUAUAUUAGCCGCACCAGACAAUAAUAUACCAAAUGUUUAUUUGCGACGUGCCCUGUCACACAGAAGUAAAACGGCUGAUCAAACAAAACGGAAGUCAUGGUCAUGGACCCACUAGCUGGGGAAUAGCUCUCCAAUCAGCUAAACAGACUUAUAUUAACUCCACAAUGAUUUGCUGGGGAAUUUACAAAACUGAAACAAUACGAAAUGAAUGUCAUUGUAAGUUACUCAUACUAACACAGACACUUGUAAACAUUUUAGCAUUUUCACUAAUGCUAUGCAUGAAAACACUCCUACCAACAUCACACAUGAGACGGUUUAGUAAGUGUGAAUUGUUUUAGUUGUAUUGUAAAACUUAGAAAACGUUGCUUGGGAGUGAUGAAUCGAGAAUUCUUUCGAGCAGAAACGCUACCGACGGUUAUUCUUCUGAUUGAAGGCAAGGAAGUUUAUUUUCAACCCGUACCACCUGCAGUGAGAAAACUCGUCCAAAAGAUGGCGCCAUGACACAAACCAUAACACACCCUUUUAGUGUCCCUGUUGGUCUAAUAUGAAAACUAUUUGUUGAAUAGAAGAUGUCAGGUUCAAACACUGAUGACAUUUAUUAAACAGACAAGAAGCAAGGAAUCAUGCAGAGACAGAGUUCAAUUUGGCUCAAUGAGGAGAGACGUUUUGGGCUGUACUCUAGUUACAGAUCCUAACUGCGCUCUAAAGUCCAGCUCACGUGCUCCACUAUUUAUUUGGGAGGUCCCUGGUUACAUCACAGGGGCUGCUUCUGAAGCAGCUCCAGUUAGACACAAUAUAUGACUAUUCAUGAAAUGCAAAUGUGCUGACACUCGUGAUAUCGCCCUGUCUCUGCUCUGUCUGCGUCACGGCACUCGAUGUUCUGGACACAAACACUGAUACGAGACGAUGUCCCUUUUUACGGAUAGAAAAGUACAACUUCAGCGCAAUUGAUAAUAACUAUAGCAACGGCCUUCAAGCAUAAGAGUUGUGUGGUAACUGACACAUAAUUAUUCUAACCAAAAUAUAACAAUGAAAAAUCCCUAAAUUAGCCACACCGUUUAAUAAGCCGCAGGGUUCAAAGCGUAGGAAGAAAGUAGCAGAAUAUAGUCUGAAAAAUUAUGGUAAUUGCAAAUGUCGGCCUUUAACCAGUGACAUCAGAAAUAAAUGAUAAUAAUUCAGUGGCUGGUGAUGGUGGUCAGGACAUUUAUAUGGAAAUGUUUUCAUUCAUCUGGGAUUUGCAUUCACAUUUGAAAGUUGCCCUUUUGAAUAGUCACUGAGGAAGUGUAAAGUCGAGGCAUUUUUUUUGUAAAAGGAUGAUCAGAAUUUACAUUUAAAACACCUCCCUAUGGUCUAGAUCAGUGGUCCCCAACCUUUUUGUACUUGCGGACCGGUCAAUGCUUGAAAAUUUGUCCCA